Messenger RNA from Argentina anserina (silverweed cinquefoil), 378 nucleotides. Its product is annotated as E3 ubiquitin-protein ligase ATL23. Lineage: Eukaryota; Viridiplantae; Streptophyta; Magnoliopsida; Rosales; Rosaceae. The transcript has a single exon. Bases 1 to 378 code for a protein of 125 amino acids. The record is from RefSeq and is a predicted model, not a curated record.
AUGAGCGCAGUGUUCGUGGUCUACAUCUGUCUCUUAUGGUUCGCCGCCAAUACUCAGUCGGCGGUAGUGCCUGCGUUACCGGUCAAGCAGGUUCCCGAGAACGGCUUAUCGGCGUCUGAUCUCGAGAAGCUGCCGAAAGCUUACGGGAAAGAGCUGGUCAGGGGGACAGAGUGCGCGGUGUGCCUGGACGAGAUCGAGGCAGAACAACCGGCCAGGGUGAUUCCCGGUUGUAACCACGGCUUUCAUCUCCAAUGCGCGGAUACAUGGCUUUCUCACAGUUCCAUCUGUCCUGUUUGUAGAGCCAAGCUCGAUUGUAGACCAAAACUCGAACCUGUUCAGAUUAUUAUCAUCGCUUCAUCUGAUGAAAGUCCAUGCUAG